Messenger RNA from Schistocerca piceifrons (Central American locust), 1319 nucleotides. Its product is annotated as death-associated protein 1. The transcript has 3 exons. Lineage: Eukaryota; Metazoa; Arthropoda; Insecta; Orthoptera; Acrididae. The coding region runs from base 127 to 459 and encodes 110 amino acids. Gene Ontology annotation, molecular function: death domain binding. The record is from RefSeq and is a predicted model, not a curated record. Gene Ontology annotation, biological process: negative regulation of autophagy; cellular response to amino acid starvation; apoptotic signaling pathway.
ACGCUCCAGGAGGCGCAGAGAACCACGUCAACAGAAAUAUCGCAUCAGGCGAGUGUCUGUGACUCUGUGACGCUGUUUGGGAGUGUGGAGGAAGCAGUGCGCAUUUGAUACGCAGUUAAAUAAACAAUGUCUUCAUCGGAAGAAUCUGAAUUGAAAGCAGGUCAUCCUCCGGCUGUGAAAGCUGGAGGGAUGCGAAUUACGCAGCACAAGUCUCCAAAGGAAGAAAAGGAAACCAAGUCCACGAAAGACAAAGAUUUUUCAGAAUCCGAAGGGAAUUCGGCUUUGAAAGUUUCUACAAGUCCUCCAAAAUCUUUGACAAUAUCUGGAGCACCAGUGAGAGGCCAUGCUGAUUUUCCCACCGAGGCAGUGCAGAGUUUUCAUGAGAAACCAGUGCCAACACAUGAUCCACGCCAUACUCCAUCCAAUAAGCCAAACAUAAUACAUCAGCCUCGCAAGUAGGCUGCUCAGGACAUACGGGUUAACUACUGUUUUUACUAAAGUCAAUAAUUCUCCAUGGUGUCUUGACUACUUUGGAACAUUCUUUAAAGCAUUUUUUUUUUCUCAUAUUUUGUCACAUUGAGGUUUUGGGCAUUCCUUUUCCUGAAGACACUAAUUUUUUCCAUGCCAGUGUCUUGCAAAUCUUCUGUUACUCUGAAAGACUGAUAAGUACCUGAAAGAAUAGGUACAGAUGCAUUUAUGUGUCAGCUGUGGAUCUGUGGGACCAUAAUUGUAUGCAUUUUACACAUAUUAAGGCAAGAUCUAUUCUUUUGAAGUAUCAGCUCUGUUUCAGUUAUUUUUGAUGUAGUGAGAGUAAAUUAUUUGCAGUAGCAUUUAAUAAAUAUUUCUGAGUGAGGUUUUCAGUGUUAACUAAGGAAUAACAAGAAUGGUUGUUUUUUGUAAUAAUAGAAAAUAAUUUUUGGUCUUUAUAAUAUUAAAUGAUAAUGGUAGCAUAUAUCAAGAAAAUGUAUCCACUUAUGAGAAACAGAUGAUGUUCAGCAAUUUAAUUCCUGUUGUUGUUGAAGUAAUUCACAUUUUGAGACAGUGAUUUUUACUAUUGUACGCAGGUAUUAUGCGCUUAAAUAGCAAGGUGAUUGGGUAUUAAUACUGUUGGAAUAAAUAUGUUAACAAUAUUUUUGUUAAGAUUUUGUAAUUGUUUGUUAUAUGGACGAAAAUUUUUGAACACAAUACAUUUAACAGCUUGUCAAACUGAAAAUCAUCACCAUGUGAUGAUUGCUUUAUGCACACAUGGUAAAACGUUUAAGAAUUUGAUAUUUUGGCUUGGCUGUACAUUUGAAUAAAAGUGUCUUGAGACACUAAGA